GAAAUCAUGGAGAGCACGAGCAUCCCUCCGGCAUCGGUGACUCCCCGCUGGGAUGUGUUUCCCCAGAAGACCUUGGACUCUGUGGACAUCGUUGUUCUCGUGCUGUACUUCGUGUUUGUCCUGGCUGUUGGGCUGUGGUCCAUGUGGAAGACCCAGCGCAGCACGGUGAAAGGCUACUUCCUGGCCGGAGGAGAGAUGGUUUGGUGGCCUGGGAUGUUUUGCGUUUUGGUGCUGGCCUGGCUGUUCCUUCCGAUUUACAUAGCAGCGGGAGUCGACAUGUACGCCGGGGCCCUCUUCAUCCAGCAAGCCCUGCACUGGGACCUCUACAUCGCCGUCGCGGGGCUGCUGGCCGUCACGGCCGUCUACACGGUGGCAGGUGGUCUGGCAGCUGUAAUCUACACAGACGCUCUGCAAACUUUCAUCAUGCUGAUUGGGGCUGUGACUCUCAUGAUCUUCAGCUUCGUUGAGGUUGGUGGCCUCGAGGGUUUGCAGACCAAGUACUUCGAGGCCGUUCCCAGCCGCCGCGCGGGCAACGGCAGGGGAGGGGGGGCCCACCAAGCCUUCCGAGACCCCGUGAGCUCCGACCUUCCCUGGCCGGGGGUUUUGGUAGGAAUGACCAUCCCGUCUCUGUGGUACUGGUGCACAGACCAGGUCAUCGUGCAAAGGUCCCUUGCUGCUAAAAACCUCUCCCAUGCCAAAGGAGGCUCCCUGAUGACCUCCUACUUGAAAAUUUUGCCCCUCUUUAUGAUGGUAAUGCCUGGCAUGAUCAGCCGGAUCCUCUUCCCGGACCUGGUGGCUUGUGCAGACCCAGAGAUUUGCCGGCAGAUCUGCGGGAAUCCCUCCGGCUGCUCCGACAUCGCCUACCCCAAGCUGGUCAUUGAACUGCUGCCCGUGGGACUCCGCGGCCUCAUGAUGGCAGUGAUGAUCGCAGCGCUGAUGUCCUCCUUGACCUCCAUCUUCAACAGCUCCAGCACCAUCUUCACCAUGGACCUCUGGAAACACUUUCGGCCUCGCUGUUCCGAGUGGGAGCUCAUGAUCAUUGGCAGGGUGUUUGUGCUGCUGCUCACCGUGGUGUCCAUCCUGUGGAUCCCGCUGGUACAGGCUGGCCAGGGAGGGCAGCUCUUUAUCUACAUCCAGUCGAUCAGCUCCUACCUGCAGCCCCCCGUGGCCAUGGUGUUUAUUCUGGGUUGCUUCUGGAAAAGAGCAAACGAACAGGGCGCGUUCUGGGGCCUGGUGACAGGGCUGCUGCUGGGCUUCAUUCGGCUGGUGCUGGACUUCAUUUAUCCAGAGCCCCAGUGCGGGCAGCCAGACGUCAGACCAGGUGUGGUGAAACACAUGCACUAUCUCUACUUCUCCAUGGUCCUAGCUGCGGUUUCUACAAUCACUGUGCUGCUUGUGAGCUUGCUCACAGAACCCCCCGCGGAAGAAAUGAUAAGUCGGCUUACCUGGUUCACCCGUGGGGAUCUACCAGUCAAGCAGGACCUAGCAGGCAGCUGUUCCCCUGGCGCUGGAAACGGAGCGUGUGAAGCUGAGCGUCCAGCUUUCCAGAUUGAUAUAAGCAUUGCCUCUGAAAAUAGUUCAAAUGAUAAUAAAUGUAAGUGCUCUGACACCGUACUCAGUAACUCCUAAAAUUAACAAUCCUAGGUACUAGGUAAAGGCUCUGAAGACAAGAAAUGUUAAAACUGCUUCCUCUGGAUUUCUGUAGCGUCAGGGCAUGCUAGGAGGUUUUUACGUGAGGGUUUUAGCUAAGCAUAAGUGCAGUUUCCUUU
Tinamus guttatus (white-throated tinamou) is the source of this 1769-nucleotide messenger RNA. The record is from RefSeq and is a predicted model, not a curated record. NCBI's taxonomy places the organism in Eukaryota, Metazoa, Chordata, Aves, Tinamiformes, Tinamidae.